CUCGGUUCAAAGACUUGAAAGAUCCUCCACUUUCCCAGAUGUUUCCUCCUUGAUUUUCCGAGAAAUUUAUAAAAGAAGAUCUCAUUCCUUACUUUGCACUAAAUUGACUUAUCCAAUCUCUUCCCUCUCUUGAAAAGCAGACGGUAGUUGAAGCUGGCAACCCAUUUGACCAGUCUCACCUUCCUCUUCAUCCUCCUCCUUUAAGAAAUUUUCAUCCAAUCUCUGCCCCUUAUAAUUUCCUUCUGUUUCUUGAAAGCUAUAUUAGGAAAAAAACAGAACUGAGGAAGGAAACUAAGAAUCUGUUAAAAGAAAAGAUGAAUGAUUUGUUUGCUGGGUCUUUCUCUCGCUUCCGCAGUGAGGAAGCCUCCCCGGAUCACCAUGUAAUUCAGAUGUCGGAGACGCCGUCAACAGGCGGUGUCAAUCUUGAUAAGUUCUUUGAGGAUGUUGAGUCUGUUAAAGACGAGUUGAAGGAAUUGGAAAGGCUCAAUGAGAGCCUCCAAUCCGCUCAUGAGCAGAGUAAGACUCUACACAACGCUAAGGCCGUCAGGGAUUUGCGGUCGAAGAUGGACGCCGAUGUCGCUCAAGCGUUGAAGAAAGCUAAACUCAUCAAGGUUCGACUGGAGGCUCUGGACCGUUCCAACGCUGCCAAUCGGAGUCUGCCAGGGUGUGGACCUGGGUCUUCGUCGGAUCGGACCAGGACUUCUGUGGUCAACGGGUUGAGGAAGAAGCUGAAGGAUUCGAUGGAGAGUUUUAAUAGCCUGAGAGAGAAGAUAUCUUCAGAGUACAGAGAGACUGUGCAGAGGAGAUAUUUUACUGUGACCGGCGAGAAUCCCGAUGAGAGGACACUGGAUCGCUUGAUCUCUACAGGUGAGAGCGAGACUUUUCUUCAAAAGGCAAUCCAAGAACAGGGCAGGGGAAGGAUUUUGGAUACUAUAAAUGAGAUACAGGAGAGGCACGACGCUGUGAAGGACAUGGAGAAGAAUCUAAAGGAGCUGCACCAAGUGUUCUUGGACAUGGCGGUAUUGGUGCAAGCUCAAGGAGAGCAGUUGGAUGAUAUUGAGAGCAAUAUGCAGAGAGCAAGCUCCUUCGUCCGCGGGGGAACCCAGCAGUUGCAUACGGCGAGAGUUUACCAGAAGAAUACCCGGAAAUGGACUUGCUAUGCUAUCAUUCUUUUGCUGGUCAUCAUCUUGUUCGUGGUGUUGUUCACUGUGAGACCAUGGGAAAACAAUGGCGGUGGUGGUAGCAGCCAACCAGCCCCUGCGCAGAAUCCACCUCCACCGCCCUCACCGGCGUAGGAUUUGAUGGGUUUGUAGCUUUAUACAUACUGAUCAUAUGCAUAUAUGUUAUAUUUUGUGGGAUAUUUGUUAGUUUGAAACUUGAUUAUUGGUUUUGUUGAUUGAUUGAUUUAUUUUUAUUUUCCUUCCCUUUUUGUUUUCUAGAGCUGAAUUUUGAUUGAAAAUUGAGAUAUUGAUAGAUGAUGAGAAGGGGCAUUGAUGCAUAGUGUAGCACAUAUGAUUUAUACCAAUUGAAUUGAUUGCUUGCGAUGGGAUUGGAAGCUUAGCUUCUCCCAAAUCCAUAGUGUUACAAUGUUUAUGCAUGUUUAGAGAGGAAAUUCCAUUGAUUCUGCUGUUUUCA
Hevea brasiliensis (rubber tree) is the source of this 1635-nucleotide messenger RNA. RefSeq names its product syntaxin-121. The record is from RefSeq and is a predicted model, not a curated record. NCBI's taxonomy places the organism in Eukaryota, Viridiplantae, Streptophyta, Magnoliopsida, Malpighiales, Euphorbiaceae. Gene Ontology annotation, biological process: intracellular protein transport; vesicle fusion; exocytosis. The coding region runs from base 315 to 1295 and encodes 326 amino acids. The transcript is spliced from 2 exons. Gene Ontology annotation, cellular component: plasma membrane; SNARE complex; endomembrane system. Gene Ontology annotation, molecular function: SNAP receptor activity; SNARE binding.